Messenger RNA from Enterobius vermicularis (human pinworm), 2190 nucleotides. The record is from the annotation of a GenBank genome assembly. Lineage: Eukaryota; Metazoa; Nematoda; Chromadorea; Rhabditida; Oxyuridae.
AUGUCGCAUGAAACGGUUGUUCCGAUUACUGAACCUCGCCCCGAUUAUUCGGUGGGCCGAUCAGUUGGAAAACAGUUUACUUCAUUACCUGAAGACAAUAUCGAUGAGGAGUUUCGUAAUAGAUACCGCCUAAUGGGUAAUCGGAAUAUUUUUAAUGAUCGUUUAAACUCCCACUUUGCGGGAUUGCGAUUGUUUAAUAUGGAAAAUCCUAGCCGGCAGAGGUCUCUGUCCGUUGAAACUGAUACAAACGUCUCUGAUACGUCUUCUGUGGCUUUUGCAUACGAAGAAGACUACUCUGGAAAGAAAGUUGAUCCAGAACAAAUUUUUACUCGACAAGAGCGGAUAGGGCGGGGGUCGUUUGGAGAGGUUUUUAAAGGUAUCGAUCGCAGAAAUGGACAGACGGUAGCCAUCAAGAUUAUUGAUUUGGAACAAGCUGAGGAUGAAAUUGAAGACAUUCAGCAAGAAAUUAUGGUCCUCAGUCAGUGCGAUUCGCAAUACGUGACGAAAUAUUUCGGAUCUUAUUUGAAAGGGUCUAAACUGUGGAUAAUCAUGGAGUAUCUCGGAGGUGGUUCUGCACUAGAUUUGACGAAGAGCGGUAGACUGGAAGAAAGUCAUAUAGCUGUCAUACUCAGAGAAAUUUUGAAGGGUCUUGAGUACUUACACUCGGAAAGAAAAAUACAUCGUGAUAUCAAAGCUGCCAACGUCCUUCUCGAUCAACAAACCGGUGACGUCAAAAUCGCUGAUUUUGGAGUUGCAACGCAAUUGACAAUUAAUCGACGUGCGAGGUCUUUUGUUGGAACACCAUAUUGGAUGGCACCAGAAGUCAUUGGGCAAGACAGAUAUGAUGCAAAGCCCUGGGAUAAUCGAUGGAUUUACUCUGCAAAUGUUUUGCUUUCUGAGCAUGGUGAUGUUAAAGUCGCCGAUUUUGGUGUUGCUGGUCAGUUGACAGAGACGAUUAAGAAAAGGAUAACGUUUGUUGGCACUCCAUUUUGGAUGGCUCCUGAAGUAAUAAGACAGGCUUCUUAUGAUUUCAAGGCUGACAUAUGGAGCCUUGGAAUCACUGCGAUAGAACUUGCAAAUGGUGAACCGCCCCACGCUGAGCUGCAUCCUAUGCGGGUUCUGUUUCUUAUUCCUAAGAAUCCUCCUCCGCAGCUUAUUGGGAAUCAGUGGUCGAAGUCUUUCAAGGAGUUUGUGGAAUUGUGUCUGAACAAAGAACCAGAAAAUAGGCCAUCGGCAAAAGAACUUUUGAGGCAUCAGUUUAUUCGUCGAGCCAAAAAGAAUUCGAUCCUCAUUGAGUUAAUUGAAAGAAGUGCAGCAUUUAAAAAUACUAUCAGUCCCAGUAGCGAUUCGGAUCAGGAGGAUGACGUUGAAAGUCAGUCUGGUGAUGACCAAUGGCAGUUUACGGUAAGAGGUGCUCAGACAUCUAAUGAUACUGCUACAGAUACACUGAACCAAGAUACAGUUAGGCUAAGAAACAAUAAUAGAGCUCAAGGAAUAGCGAACAUUCCGCGACAGACAGAUGUUAGUCCGGAUGGAACAAUUGUAAACAGAAACAAUGACUCACGAGUGACCCAAGCGGCAAAUGAGUUGAGGCAGUUAUCUACACGUAACAGAAAUUCGGAUGUUGCACCAACACCUAACUUGCAGUAUCAACAGACGACAUCAAGUGGAGUUUCAGAUGGGGCUUUUCUAUCGGCAAACAGUAAUGCAACUACGAUUGCAGUUGCUUCUCCAACAGGUUCUCCUACUUCUUCUAUCCAGCGUCCUUCUUCGGCUGUAAUAAGUUCUUUGUCUCAACAAACCUCUAUACAUAAUGGGCGAUCAGGAUAUGCAGUCAGUAGUAAUGCUUCUUAUGGCUCUAAUGGACGUUCGUCUACAUCGCAGGCCGCCAUUCCAAACAGUCAUUAUAUGCUUUAUUCUAAAAAUAUUUCUUCAGAGGUUGACACGGUUGAUUACAAACCUAGACGGAAGGGAGCUCUAGAAUGUGCUUUGUUACCUGCGCUUGAUAAAUUGGCUUAUACUCGACAUGCUGGUGAUCAUCUAACCGCUGUUAAGAAAUCUCUGAGAAGUGCCGAAAAGUCUUGUCCAGGUUUGUGCGACCAGUUACUGUACGAGUUGCUGACUAGCUUAGCCAGUCCUCAAGCAACAGAAUCUGAAUUGCAGACUGCUAUUGACUGCCUCACUAAAUAG